Saccharomyces mikatae IFO 1815 is the source of this 1725-nucleotide messenger RNA. It is a transcript of the gene PHO89, whose product is annotated as Pho89p. The record is from RefSeq and is a predicted model, not a curated record. The transcript has a single exon. Gene Ontology annotation, biological process: phosphate ion transmembrane transport. Bases 1 to 1725 code for a protein of 574 amino acids. Lineage: Eukaryota; Fungi; Ascomycota; Saccharomycetes; Saccharomycetales; Saccharomycetaceae. Gene Ontology annotation, cellular component: membrane.
AUGGCAUUACAUCAGUUCGAUUAUAUUUUUGCAAUAGCCAUGUUAUUUGCAUUUUUGGAUGCUUUUAAUAUUGGAGCAAAUGACGUUGCAAACUCGUUUGCUUCGGCGAUUUCAUCGAGGUCUCUGAAGUACUGGCAAGCCAUGAUUUUGGCAGGACUUUGUGAGUUCCUGGGCGCUGUUUUGGCAGGUGCCAGGGUUUCUGGUACUAUCAAAAACAACAUAAUAGAUUCCUCUAUUUUUACUAAUGAUCCUGCAGUUUUGAUGCUCACUAUGACUAGUGCUUUGAUCGGAUCAUCAUGCUGGCUAACGUUUGCCACUGCAAUCGGAAUGCCUGUUUCUACGACACACUCGAUUGUUGGCGGCACAAUUGGUGCUGGUAUCGCAGCUGGUGGGGCUAAUGGUGUUGUUUGGGGCUGGGAUGGUGUUUCUCAGAUUAUUGCAUCAUGGUUCAUCGCUCCAAUUCUAGCAGGUGUCAUUGCAGCUAUAGUUUUUUCGAUUUCCAGAUUUUCUGUCCUUGAAAUAAAAUCUUUGGAAAGAUCGAUUAAGAAUGCUUUACUAUUGGUUGGACUUUUGGUCUUCGCCACUUUUUCGAUCUUGACGAUGCUGAUUGUUUGGAAGGGCUCUCCAAAUUUACAUCUGGACAAUUUAUCCGAAACAGAAACUGCGGUGUCGAUCGUCCUUACUGGAGCGAUUGCUUCGAUAAUUUACUUCAUUUUUUUCUACCCAUUUUACAGAAGAAAGGUCUUGGAUGAAGAUUGGACAUUGAGGUUGGUUGAUAUUUUUAGAGGUCCAUCUUUUUACUUUAAGUCCACGGAUGACAUUCCACCAAUGCCAGAAGGUCAUCAACUAACAAUUGAUUAUUAUGAAGGUAGAAGAGAUCUUGGAACAACCGUUGAUGUUGAGGACGUAGAGAAUAAGGUAUCCAGUACCUCUAAUGAUUCCGUUAAAAACAAAGAAGAGAUUCAGGAAGUCGAUCUUGUUAGAACGGACACUGAACUAGAAACUAAACUGCCAACUAAAAAAUACUGGUGGUCGUUAUUAAAAAAAGGGCCUAAGAAGUGGCCGCUGUUGUUUUGGUUAGUUAUUUCCCAUGGUUGGACACAAGAUGUGAUUCAUGCUCAAGUUAAUGACACGGAUAUGCUAUCUGGCGACCUGAAAGGUAUGUACAAAAGAUCCAAAUUUUAUGACAAUAGAGUAGAAUAUAUCUACUCUGUUCUUCAAGCUAUUACAGCAGCCACCAUGUCUUUUGCCCAUGGAGCUAAUGACGUGGCCAAUGCUACUGGACCUUUAUCUGCAGUUUAUGAGAUUUGGAGAACAAAUACCACUGGAGCAAAGUCUGAGGUUCCUGUGUGGGUUUUGGCCUAUGGUGGUGCAGCUUUAGUGAUUGGCUGUUGGACUUAUGGUUACAAUAUUAUCAAAAAUCUAGGUAAUAAGAUGAUUUUACAAUCACCCUCAAGAGGUUUCUCGAUAGAAUUAGCUGCAGCUAUUACAACUGUUAUGGCCACCCAAUUAGGUAUCCCUACUUCAACAACACAAAUUGCAGUCGGUGGUAUUGUUGCUGUUGGUUUGUGUAAUAAGGAUGUUAAAUCAGUUAAUUGGAGAAUGGUUGCCUGGUGUUAUUCUGGUUGGUUUCUAACUUUACCCAUUGCUGGAUUAAUUGCUGGUAUCAUAAACGGUAUUAUUUUAAAUGCUCCCCAUUUUGGUGGAGAAUAUAAAAUGACAUGA